Messenger RNA from Sesamum indicum (sesame), 3124 nucleotides. RefSeq lists its product as uncharacterized. The record is from RefSeq and is a predicted model, not a curated record. NCBI's taxonomy places the organism in Eukaryota, Viridiplantae, Streptophyta, Magnoliopsida, Lamiales, Pedaliaceae.
GUUGAAGAAGCGCCUAUUACUGUUUCUCUCUCAUUCCUCAGCCGAUCCAAGAUUUUUCAGAGACUUUGCAUAGAGUGCAUCUUCAAGAAACCCACCAUCCCCACCCGGAGGCCUUCUCUUCAUCAUCUCCCCUCUAUCAGGUAUUCUACGUCUCUCUCUCUAGCUCUCGCUCUCGCGGUGUUUCUUGCUGUGUGUUUGUGUCUACGCACACGCAGGUAUCUAUGUUUCUUUGUGUCUUGGGAAUUUUGUUAAUCUUGGACGUAGCUGGGUACUUGAUUGAUUGAAGAACAAAAUUUGGAAACUAGGGAAUUUCCUAGCUUUGUUUUUUUAUGUGCGGAAUUAAUCAUGUGGGCUAUGGUGGAAUACGUGCGAAAUACAUGGCCUUUCUCCGCGUUUGCAUUCAGUGACUUGAGGGUAUCGGAGGGGAUUGUUAAGAAAUUACCGAUUCCCGAGAGCACGAAGAAUUUUGUUUAUGCGAUUCGCGAGCCGGAAACUCAAGCUGUGAUUUAUGUGCUGUCGGUUCAGAGUUUGUCGGAAAGGUCAGCUUUGGAUGCCGAGUGUUUAAUUCGAGAGAUAAAGCCUGAUGCGGUUGUUGUGCAAAUGGGGGGCUUGAAUGGUUCAGAGAUGAAUGGCGUGAAGGGCGGUGGCACUGGAUUUACCAAGGAUGGUAAGAGUAAGAGUGGUGGGAAUGGUGGAUGUGUCAAUGAGGAUACUGUCCCGACGUCUGUUUUUGAGGUUUUGAAGAAGUGUUUUAUCCACAAGAUUUGUAAGGAGAAAUAUGAGGAUGUGGCUGGAAGUUUGGUGUUAAGGGAAAUUUUUGGGGUGAGUUUUAAUGGGCAUUUUCUUGCGGCCAAGAAGGCUGCUGAGGAAGUUGGCUCUUCAUUUUUGAUGCUUGAGUCGCCUUUUGUGAAAUGCAGCUCAAUUGGAGAUGAUGAAUCCAAUUCAGGAACAGAAGGUGAGGGUGUGAACUUGGGAACUGGUUUUGGAAGCGCAUUUGGUUUGGGGCUCAAUAGUUUGGUUCCUGGAAGAAUGGGAAGUUCGACUGUCUCUCUGAAUUCAAGGGCCUUCCAUGUCAUGGAUGAUGUUCAGUCUCAAAUGCUGAAGUCGUUAUCUUCAUAUUUGGUUUGCUUCAAUCCAGUUUCAAAGAUUGCAAGUGAAGAUGUUGUUCGACCACUAGUUGAUUAUGAGGUCCCCCAGUUCGCAAAAUGUGUCUAUCCUUUGCUCGUUGAUUUGCAUGAUAUAUUUGCUGACAUCCCCUCAAUGGGAACUGCACUGGCAUGUGCACAGAAGAUGCUUUGUGAUGUUAACAAGGGAGAAAAUGUUGACACUCGACUCCUUUCGGAAGUUUAUGCGUUUCGGAUUGCCGUUGAGGGGCUCCGAAUUGCUCUGAAUAAUGCUGGCCGGCUAAUAAGAAAUCCAGUUUCAGCUAACUGUGAGUUUUCUGAUCUUCCUAUGGAGGACAAGUCGCAUGCUAUUCUUGCACAGGCUCUUCGAAGCCAGACUAAUAAGUACACAUCAAUAGUUGCGGUAGUUGAUGCUAGUGGAUUAGCGGGGUUAAGGAAACACUGGAAUACUACUGUUCCUCCAGAGGUUAAAGAUAUGGUUGAUGAGCUUGUCACCAAUUUUGGAGAUGAUGGUGAACUUCAAACCCAUUCUAGCAGAAAACGUUUAUUAGCUGAUAAGCCUAUGGUAGCAGUUGGGGCCGGUGCAACGGCAAUUUUUGGAGCCUCCUCCCUCUCUAAAGUUAUUCCAGCAUCAACUUUUAUCAAAAUUGCAACCUUUCAUGUCCCCGCUUCUCUACAACUUGUACUGACUCAGACCCAAAAAGCUGUUCUCUUUGCACUUAGUAAGGCUCUUGGUCCAACCAAAGUGGUAGUUCCUGGAAUGGCGAGUUCUACAUUUAAAGGCUCUGCCAUGAAGGCUGCAGCAUCUGCUGAGAAAAUCCGUGCAGUGGCUCACAGUGUUAUAGCAUCCGCAGAAAAGACAAGCCUUUCUGCCAUGAGAACAGCAUUCUAUGAAAUAAUGAGAAAGCGCAGAGUUCGACCAAUUGGAGUCCUACCAUGGGCCACCUUUGGAUGUAGUAUUGCAACUUGUACAGGUUUGCUCGUCUAUGGCGAUGGAAUUGAAUGUGCUGCUGAGUCUCUUCCUGCAGCUCCUUCAAUUGCCAGUUUGGGUCGAGGAAUACAAAACUUGCACCAGGCAUCUCAGGUAGUAAGGCAAGCAGAGAGUUCCAGAAUACAGAAAUCAAUAGAGUCGCUCUUGUAUAAAUUCAAAAACUUAAAAAUUCAAUAAAAGUAAUAUUGUAUACUCAGCACUAGUGCAUACUAAUUGUUUUGAAGUCCAUGCUGAAAGUGGAGUUCAGAUAUUGUGUAAAUAGAAUCCAAGAGGAUUACAGUGUUGUUUAUGUCAUCUGAUAUACUCAUCAAUAAGAAUGGGUCUUUUUUUCGUCAGUGGUUUUUCCUAGGAGCUAUUAAUAGUUGAGGAGCUCUGACCUCAAGUUUCAGCCUUACACUUUAAUAUGAGCUUCCACUUACAACACUUUACUGGGUUUAUAUUAACGUCGCUCUUUCAAAAAGGUGGGAAUGUUGUCGGCAAAAUUCAUCACAAACCGAAAUGGCCAAUACAAGAGUUCGUUUUCUCAUGAUGUUGCCAAUACGCCUUAAUUCCGUGGCCCUCUAUGCUUAAGUUUGUUUUAAAUGGGUGAAAGAAAAGCACUCCAAAUCAGUGAAUAAUAAUUGAAGAUUCCAUCUUUUGAAUGUCCUGUGAUCCUUGCAAUCCACCAUAUCAGGGGCAUAAAAACAUAGAUGUGCUCAUGAGUGAUUUAAGGAUAUAGUCAAGAACAUAACAUCUCUUUCAGUUUUUUUCUUCUUUUGGCAAGUCUCUAACAGCACAAUAUCAGGCUUCAGAAGAUCCUCAGGACUAUUUGGAAAAACCAAAAAAAGAAAAAAAAAAAUUACAGCACUAACAUGUCUAGAAAUUUGAUUACAUUGAACUUCAUGUACUGAUUUAUAACUAAUCCCUCACCCUUUGAUACUUGCAAAUUAGUCGCCCAGCGGGAGGAAAGAAUUUUCUGGAAGAUUUCAUCGGUGCCACAAUCUUUCCCAAGUUCUUGACAUAUCUGGUU